ACGACAAUAGCCGAUCAGCCAUGACUUUCACCGGCAGCACCGAUGGCCAGAGCGGCUCUGCAAGGGCCCACUUCGUGCUGGUACCGAUGCUAGCGCAGGGGCACACAAUCCCCAUGACCGAUAUGGCGCGCCUGCUGGCAGAGCACGGCGCGCAGGUUAGCUUCAUCACCACGCCAGUGAAUGCCUCCAGGUUGGCAGGCUUUGCAGCCGAUGUGGAGGCAGCGGGCCUGACAGUUCGGCUCAUGGAGCUCCACUUCCCGAGCGCCGAGUUCGGCCUACCGGACGGGUUCGAGAACCUAGACAUGAUCCAAUCCACGGAUCUGCUCUCCAAUUUCAUGGAUGCCAUCGCUGCGCUUCAGGAACUGCUCAAGGCAUACCUCCGUGAGCAGCAGCACUCGCCUCCAAGCUGCAUCAUAUCUGACCUGAUUCACUGGUGGACUGGUGACAUCGCAAGGGAGCUCGGUAUCCCGAGGCUGACCUUUAGUGGCUUCUGUGGCUUCUCGUCCCUCAUCAGGUACAUCACUUUUCACAACAAUGUAUUUGAAAAUGUCAAAGAUGAAAAUGACCUCAUCACGAUCACAGGGUUCCCUACACCACUACAGCUGACAAAGGCUAAAUGCCCUGGAAAUUUUUCCAUUCCUUGUAUGAAGAAAAUCUGCAAGAAGUUCCUUGAAGAGGAGCUGAAAAGUGAUGGUGAGGUCAUUAACAGCUUCCAGGAGCUGGAGACAUUGUACAUUGAAUCCUUUGAGCAGACGACAAAGAAGAAGGUCUGGGCGGUCGGGCCAAUGUGCCUUUGCCACCGAGACAAUAACACUAUGGCCGCAAGAGGAAACAAGGCGUCAAUGGAUGAGGCACAGUACCUGCAAUGGCUUGAUUCAGUGAAGCCAGGCUCAGUGGUCUUUGUCAGCUUUGGCAGCCUCGCUUGCACUACACCUCAACAGCUUGUUGAGCUGGGACUGGGACUUGAAGCCUCCAGGAAACCGUUUAUUUGGGUGAUCAAAGCAGGAGCUAAGCUUCCAGAAGUUGAGGAAUGGCUCGCAGACGGGUUCGAGGAGCGUGUAAAAAAUAGAGGCAUGGUCAUAAGGGGUUGGGCACCACAGCUCAUGAUCCUGCGGCACCAAGCCGUUGGAGGAUUCGUGACGCACUGUGGGUGGAACUCAACAAUAGAGGGCAUCUGUGCAGGUGUGCCCAUGAUCACAUGGCCACACUUUGGGGAGCAGUUUUGGAAUGAGAAGCUGGUGGUGGAUGUGCUGAAAAUCGGGGUGGAGGUUGGCGUGAAAGGAGUUACACAGUGGGGAAGUGAAAAACAAGAGGUUAUGGUUACACGAGAUGCCGUGGAGACGGCAGUGAACACCCUGAUGGACGAGGGGGCGGCUGCAGAAGAGACGAGGGUGAGAGCAAAAGACUGCGCCAUUAAGGCAAGGAAGGCUUUUCAUGAGGGAGGUUCUUCAUAUGACAACAUAAGGCUAUUAAUUGAAGAAAUGGGAAACAGGAUGAAUGCAGGUGGUUGACACAGAUGGUAGUAAGCUCUCUUUUUCGGUGUAAACAUAAAAUAAAAGAGCCUAUAGUACAAAUAACAUGUCAUUAGAAAGAGCCUAUAUGCCAUUGGAAAUAAUUUUAUUUUAUAAAUAACCCGCUGCUUGUAUCAGGCUCACUGGUGUGACCGUGAUUGUUUAGAGAUUAAACAGGGUCCAAAUGACAGCAAUAUCAAUUGUCUA
Triticum aestivum (bread wheat) is the source of this 1718-nucleotide messenger RNA. RefSeq names its product UDP-glycosyltransferase 73C3. NCBI's taxonomy places the organism in Eukaryota, Viridiplantae, Streptophyta, Magnoliopsida, Poales, Poaceae. Gene Ontology annotation, molecular function: UDP-glucosyltransferase activity. The record is from RefSeq and is a predicted model, not a curated record. The transcript is spliced from 2 exons. The coding region runs from base 21 to 1511 and encodes 496 amino acids.